Molecule: messenger RNA, 2619 nt
Organism: Linum trigynum
Lineage: Eukaryota; Viridiplantae; Streptophyta; Magnoliopsida; Malpighiales; Linaceae
Source: the annotation of a GenBank genome assembly
UUUCACAAUAGCUGAUCUUCUGACUCACCAUAAACAAUUUUUGGUUUCAUCAUAUUAUUAUUAGUAUCUCAGUUACUAUUAUUCUGAUUAUUUUUCGAAAUACUGGGAACUGUUCAUGUUUUCCCCCGGUUUUAUUGAAGAACAAUUAUGUGGAGGAAACAGGUUGAAUAAGAUUUUGGAGAUGUGGGCUCGCACCACAAGCAGAGUCCCACCACAGGCCUUCCCACAGCCACCGUCGACCUCUGUUCACCACAUACUUCUAUUUCCCAUUUCCCUUUGUUCCAACAAAAAUCCAUUAGGAACUGCAAAGCUUUGUGGUCAGAAAACGAACAAGAAGAAGAAAAAGAAGGAACAAUGAUUAUGACGAUGAGGAGCAAAAGAUGAAGAAGACUAAGGGCCAGAGCUUGUUAUGCCUCUCUCAUGGCAUGUCAUUCUGCCUUCUUUGCUCCUUCUCCGCCCUCUUCUUCAUUCCUCGCCAAUCACAACAAUGACAGUCCUAGUCCCUUCAGGAUUCGUAAAUUGAGAUUCUUCCCACUCGCUUUGUCCUCCAUUAACGCCGACGCCUCCAGAUCUUCGUACAACGGCCUCGUCUCAGAGGCAGUCAGGCUUCUGGGUCCGUCAGCAAGAUUCGAUGCUUCAAAGCUCAAAGUGGUGCUGGUAGGAAGGGAGAAUGACUACUCGAGAAUCAUCCCUAGAACUUACAUUCUGUCUCACUGUGACUUCACUGCAAACUUAACAUUGACGAUUUCCAGUGUCAUCAACUUGGACCAGCUAAGUGGAUGGUAUAGCAAGGAUGAUGUGGUUGCUGAAUGGAAGAAAUUGGAAGGGCAGUUGUGCCUGCACAUUCACUGUUAUGUCAGCGGUCCAAAUCUCACAUUCGACCUUGCAGCCGAGCUUAGAUAUCACAUUUUCUCCAAAGAAAUGCCUCUGGUACUCCAAGCUUUGUUAUAUGGUGAUGCAGAGCUCUUUCAGGCGAAUCCGGAGCUAAAGAAUGCUUUAGUUUGGGUUUAUUUCCAUUCUAGCUCACCAAAGUACAAUAGAAUGGAAUGUUGGGGAUCCCUCAAGGAUGCUGCUCAGGGGAGACAGGGAGUUAAGUACAGAGGCCUUUUAGCCGAAAACAAAGGCAGUCCGAGGAAACGCCCACGUGCAAGGUCCAUUUUCCAGACAUUGUUUGCAUUCUUGCUCUGAGCAGCUGCUGCACAGCCUGCACCGAAACUCAAAUUGCAGAUAUAUCACUCUAGAGAAUUGAUACUGUUAUCCCCUUUGUAUCAGAGUGCGACAAGCCUUGCGGCGGAAUAACAAUCUGAUCAUUCUUUUGUAAACCAAGUUCAUUUACUGUGAAAGCUAGAGAUGCCAAAAACAAAGGAGAAACACUUCGAGUAAACUUGUUCAUUUUGUUAACAAAUCGAUAACGUCUCGCUGUUGCUUUCUGGUGAUUACAAGAUAUAAACCCAGACCGAACUCUGAUAGUCUUUUCUUGUACAUGCAUGUGUAUGUUCGGUGAACAACCGACGAUAAUCAGCUGCUCCUGGCAUAUGCUUUUGAUGUAGUCUAGGCUGAAUGAUGUUUUCUUUCCACUCAUUCAACAAACUAGGAAUGAGGUGGUUUCAGUUUCACUCAAUGAUCGAAUUACUCAGCAGUUUGAGAAGAGCUUAGUGCGACUUCGUCGUCUACAUAGGUGGUUGGGUUCUUUGCUUUUAUUUCACUCAUCAAUGAGUGGGAUCAAAUGCUGGGAGAAGCUUCCUUUGUCCAAUUACAAAUGCCUUCAGCAUGCACGCAGCCGCUGCUCAUGGCCCAACUGUAGCAAGAAAACUUGCUAUACAAAGGGCACAACAGGAAGGUUCCUUCCAUGGCGCCACGUACAAACCAUUUCAAUUUCGUUCUCUAGAAGAUUUCUCCUUUACCAACUGAAAUAACUAUAUAACCAAGCAUCUGAGAUACAGUCUACAAUCUGUAUAUACUAUUGAAUGCUUCCUCGUUCGAUCAUUUAACAAUCAGUGAGGGAGCAUAGAUUAGUGCAGAAAUCAUGGAUCGGCAGCAGACGACAGUUGUUAAACAUCCUAAUCUGCUGGCAACCACAGUGUUUGCAAGCAAUAUCAACAGCGACCGGAGGAAGACUAGUGUGGUAAUCAUUCCACCUCCACGAGGAUGCAUCAAACGCAAGAUCUUGUACGUCGUUUGUCGGAGCUUGAAAACCGCACAUCCAAAAUGCUGCUACUAGCCUACUACCAGUUAGCCUUUCUCGAUGACGGUAAACUGCAUGCGCAAAUCAGCAAUGUGUCAUCCACUCUUGAGCACUCGCAUAUAUACAAAUGUCCAUCGUAGAGGCUGAUCUAACAAUUGAAGUGAUAAUGUUUGGAUUGCAGGUAGCAUAUUCUGCAUUUGAAUCCUGAUGUCAUUUCGUGCAUGAGUUUGUUUGAGUAGCUUAAGAUAAGAAAUUAUCCAAGUGCAGUAAGUACAAUGCAUUCAUCACUACCAAAAGAAGAAUCAUCAUCCAUAUAGAUCUUGCUUCCUAAAUCACUCGACUAACGUACAUCACCGAUAACAAACAAAAUGCUCAUCACUUCUCCUCAUGCUUCGGAAAUGAACAAGAGCAGUGCAUAAAGCAAAUAGUAGCUC